Molecule: messenger RNA, 252 nt
Organism: Besnoitia besnoiti
Lineage: Eukaryota; Apicomplexa; Conoidasida; Eucoccidiorida; Sarcocystidae
Product: zinc finger (CCCH type) motif-containing protein
Exons: 1
Coding region: 1-252 (83 amino acids)
Source: RefSeq, a predicted model, not a curated record
AUGGAGGACACCGGGGGUGUUACGUGUAGACCCGACAGACCUAGUAACCUGUCGACGCAGAACGAAGAAACUGAAUCGUGCAGAAUCAUAGACGGGAGUGAGGAUCGUAGCCCAUGUGUUCCACGGGUUGACCCUCGGGAGGACAGAUUUGAUCAGGCUAUGGAGGCGGCACUAUACGUGGAGACAAAGGAGCUGAAAAGACGACCAAAGCUGAAGAGGAUGAAGCUUCAAUUCUACAAAACUAAGAUGUAG